CGGAGGGGUAGAAAAAUCGAGACUCAAUUUUGAGGCCAAGCGGUCGAGUCCUGCAAGUAUAGUUAAUUAGGGCAAGGUGAUACACGCACUGCUUCCUGCAAAUCGGAGAAGAGAAGAUAUGGAGGAACCGCAGAAGGGAUCUGUUAAGAAUCGCCAUCGUCGAUCCAGAUCCGAGGACUUGAAUGUGGAUGAGACACAGGGUUCCAUUGAAAAAAAGAGGAAACUAUUUUUUGAGCAGAAUGUGGAUGAGACACCGGAGUGGACUGUUUUUAGGUUGUUGAUUUCCACAAACGAUGAAGUUGCCAUGGAUUGUCACGAGAGUAAGAUUAAUCUCCUGAAAUCACUUUACGUGAAGAAAAAAGUUGAAGUGGAUUUUCAUUCUGUAGCUACUGGAGUCGGAGUUGUUAUGGUAUCAGCGAAAAAGGACUCUAUGCGCUCCAUUCUUCAUGCUGUUACUGCUUUUGAUGAGGUUCACAGAUAUUUUUUGCACUCCAUGCCUUAUGAGCAGUGCGUAACAAGACUACUUGUACCCGCUGCACAUGCAAAAAAGUUGAUCAUUCUAUACACAAUGAAGCCCCAUCCGCGCAGACUUAGAGUGUAUCUAUCAGGUAACAUGACAGGUUUUUUCCCUGGUGAUGUGAUUGUUGAUGUGAGCGGGAGGCGUGAUUGUGUACUUGAGACAGUUGACUCAGUUGUUUCUUAUCUGGGAGAGUUUGGAGUUGAAGAGAGCAUGAAGUCAGAGCUGAAUAGUCGAAAUGGAAUUCGUCCAUCAAAUCAUGGAGCGUGUGUGCCUGAAAAAGCUGAAAGAAAGUCUUCCACGGAGUCCUCUAUGUUUCAUGAUUGUACGGAAAUUCCCCUGCGGUAUACUGAAGAUCUCAUUGGUAUAGACGGUGCAAAUAUGAAAAAGAUAAGGGAAUCAUGUCCGGAGGCAUCUGUGUACUUGGAAACGUUUACACUUAAACAAGUGUUUGUUUCUGUUAAGGGUAAAUGUUAUUUGGAUGUGAAGGGUGCUGAAGAUGUGUUGGAGGGUUUGAUUCCGGACGAAAAGAAAGAUGGAGAAUACGUUUUUGAGGCCAUGUUACGGAUGACGGCACUGUGGGAUACGGAGGCUGAGAUGGACGACGAUACCUUUGAGGAGGAGGAGCCAGAGUCAUCUGAUGACCCUGUGAUUGGAGGAUGUCAACGCCUGUCUUAUGCUUCUUUGGUGGAAAAGAAUAAUGAUAGAGCAGACCGCCUAAUGCUAAUGCUAGUAGUACUAUUCUAUACUUACUGAAACAACUUUCAAACCUUUUGUGAAUCGCUUUGCUGGUCCUCCGUAUAGUUUUUGUUCACCAAAAAUAUUUUCUAAUAUCAAGAUGAGUAUUUUGAUAAAUAUUUGACACACUUUUUAUUUUUCUCCACCACGCCUACCUUCCCAAAAUUCUUAUUUUUCUCUCUUAUCCGCCAGAUCUACUAACCCUUUCAAUCUCUCUCUUCACACCCUCCCCCUACCUCUUCUUCGAGACUUGCAAGUAUAAUUAGGGCAAGGUGAUAGACGCACUGCUUCCUGGAAAUCGGAGACGAGAAGUUAUGGGUCAUCGUAUCAUCUUCCUCUGAUGCGGGAUUUGGUCAAUUUCCCACGCCUGUAUCGUCCUCGCAGAGGGAGAUGGACCAACAGGGGCUGGAUUCGUCCCCUCAAACCAAUUUUGUGUCACAUAUUCUCACUGCUGUUUGGUUUAUGAACGCUCCAUACGUAGCUUGACUGUUCUUAUUUCCACCAGAGAGAGGAUUAUUAAUUAAAUGCUUCAAAGCCUAGUUUGAUUGUCAGUUCUCAAGUAUUUUACCACAGUAGUACUCCGUAUAUAAUUGAGGGCAAUAAUACAAUACUCUGCUU
Cuscuta campestris is the source of this 1873-nucleotide messenger RNA. NCBI's taxonomy places the organism in Eukaryota, Viridiplantae, Streptophyta, Magnoliopsida, Solanales, Convolvulaceae. The record is from the annotation of a GenBank genome assembly.